AUGGAUGCUAUAUCGGAUCCGGCUUUCCAAAGUACCAAGUCGCUGAAAACUGCGGCUGAGGAGCUCCCGUCUCUUUUAACAGUGAUUGUCGAUACAACACCUAAACUUUGGGCGGAACUAGACAAAGAAAGUGGACAGAAUAAGAAUUUGAUACAUACAUUGCAAUCGCUCAUUGUGUUUUUGAAUGCGCAUUUGACAUUCAACAGUGCAAACCAGGUGUGUGUGAUUGCUGCACAUUCUAAGGGUAUCAAAUAUCUAUAUCCAACGACGACGGUUUCUUCGAAAGAAAACGGCUCAAUCAAACAAAAUGGCGAUCUAAAGAUUAUCAGCAACAACAUGUACCGUCAAUUCCGGAACGUUGACGAAACAGUUUUGGAAGAGCUGUACAAGCUCAUGUUGGAGGAGAAAAACGCUGAAAUUGUGGAUCGACCGCAGAAAAGUACGCUUUCUGGAGCCAUGUCAGCGGGAUUCACGUAUAUUAAUCGAACGAUCAAAGAACAAGAAAAUACAUCUUUGAAAGCGAGACUUGUGGUCUUGACGUGCGGUUCCAGUAGUGAGAAAGAUGAAAUUUUUCAGUACAUUCCUAUCAUGAACUGUAUUUUCACUGCAACCAAGAUCAAAUGUCCGAUUGACGUUGUCAAAAUUGGUGGCUCUCAGGAAUCAACAUUUCUUCAGCAAGCUACCGAUGCCACCAAUGGUGUAUAUUUGCAUGUGCCGACUACAGAAGGGCUGAUACAAUACCUGUCGACUGCUAUGUUCAUUGAUCCAUCAUUAAGGCCCAUCAUAGUGAAACCAAACCAGGGAUCCGUAGACUUCAGGACCUCGUGCUACCUCACGGGCAAAGUAGUCGCCGUGGGAUUCGUUUGCAGUGUGUGCUUGUGUGUGCUGUCGGUUGUUCCUCCCGGCAAUAAAUGCCCGGCAUGCGAUUCGGAAUUUGACGAACAUGUCACAGCGAGGCUUAAGCGAAAACCCGUUGUGCCUAACAGCGUGGCAAAGAAGAAGAGAAAACCCGAAAGCUAG
This is a messenger RNA of Lachancea lanzarotensis, 1020 nucleotides long. It is a transcript of the gene TFB4, whose product is annotated as LALA0S09e03950g1_1. Bases 1 to 1020 code for a protein of 339 amino acids. Gene Ontology annotation, biological process: nucleotide-excision repair; regulation of DNA-templated transcription. Gene Ontology annotation, cellular component: transcription factor TFIIH core complex; transcription factor TFIIH holo complex. The record is from RefSeq and is a predicted model, not a curated record. The transcript has a single exon. Lineage: Eukaryota; Fungi; Ascomycota; Saccharomycetes; Saccharomycetales; Saccharomycetaceae.